Molecule: messenger RNA, 912 nt
Organism: Phaeoacremonium minimum UCRPA7
Lineage: Eukaryota; Fungi; Ascomycota; Sordariomycetes; Togniniales; Togniniaceae
Product: putative rna-binding protein fus tls protein
Exons: 2
Coding region: 1-912 (303 amino acids)
Molecular function (GO): protein binding
Source: RefSeq, a predicted model, not a curated record
AUGGCCGACUUUGAGGCGCCCCCGGGGCCUCCACCUCCCAAGGUUCCCGAGGGAUGGAUUGCCAAAUGGAACGACCAGUACAAAGAAUGGUUCUACGUCAACACAUAUACAAAGAAGUCGCAAUGGGACAAGCCCACCGAGGCCGCCAAACCGCCUGGUGGCGAUGACGCUCCUCCAGGCCCGCCACCCGCGUACCGCCCCGGAGAUGGCCCCGCCCCGACGGACAGCAAGACCAACCCCUUCUCUCCUCAGAACACCGGCCACUCUGGCGGUAGUGGUCCCUCUGGUUCCCACGAUGAUGAUGCCGCCCUAGCGCGUCGUCUCCAGGAGGAGGAGGAUGCUCGCGCCAGGGGAACGCCUGGCGGAGGCGCCGCCUCUUCGUACGCCAACACACCGGUACCCGGCCAGCAGGGCGGUCAAUUCUCCAACCAGCUGCCUCCUCGCCCCGACAGCUCGAGUAGCGGCAGUCGAGGCCUGCUGGGCAAGCUGUUCGGCGGCAGCAAGAACAAGCAACACCAGCAGUACGGCGGCGGAUACCCCGCCCAGCAAGGCUACGGCCAGCCACAGUAUGGUGGUCCGCCUCCGCAGCAAUACUAUGGCGGCCAACCUCAGGGCUACGGUGGUUACGGAGGUGCUCCACAGCAGGGCUACUACGGUGGCCCGCAGCAAGGUGGCUAUGGCGGCUACGGAGGAGGCUACCAGCAGCAGCAAUAUGGCCGCCCGGGUAAGAGCGGUGGCGGCAUGGGUGCUGCUGGUGGUGCGGCCUUGGGUCUUGGUGCUGGUCUCAUCGGAGGCGCCCUCGUUAUGGAUGCGAUUGAUGACAACCAGCAAGAAGCCUACCAGGAUGGCUACCAGGACGGAAACAUGGAUGAUGGUGGCGGUGGAGACUUCGACGGCGGCGGUGACUUCUAA